AAAAAAACCAUGCAUUUAAAAUAUUUUUGAUUCAAUAUUUGCAACCGGCUUUGUUUUCGUCCGUACAAAACCCUUGACCUACAAUAACCAGUCAACCUUUUCUUUCUAUUCAUAUAUGCCUUCCUUCUCAUUUCUCUCAUUUUCUUCCAAACCCAGAGAAUAUAUAAUAAACCACUAUCGAUCCCAUACUCUCUCUCUCUUUCUUUUUCAAGGCUAGUACUUAAGGGACGUUGAUGAAAGAUUAUUAUACAUGGAGAUGAAGAGGAAGAUGAUGAUGACAAAAGAUAGCAGCAACAUGAUGAUGAUGAUGCAGGGAUCUUCUAAUAAUUCAUCAUCACUUUCUGAUAUUAUCUCAUCAAACGGUUCUAAUUAUUUUCCAAUGUUUGAGUCGGCUACUGCUGAUCAGUUUUUUGGAGGUGAAAAUAAUAAGGGUUCCAACUUAGGGUUUAUGGAGCUUCUGGGGGUCCAUGACUACUUCACUACUACUAAUAUUCCUCCUGCUCCUUCGCCAUUCUUUGAUUUUCCAGCUUUAUUAGCUUCUACCAAUACUGUUCCAACUUCAACCACUACUAAUAUUACUAGUACUGAUCAUGAUCCUUUAAUGGCUAUUCCUAAAAAAGAGGUGGUCAUCAAUUCGGAUGCGUGCUUGAAUAGUACUAGUAAUAUUAAUAAUAACAUUAAUAAUCAACCUGCAACGCCAAACACUUCCUCCAUUUCUUCGGCUUCAAGUACCGAUGCUCUCAAUGAAGAACAGACUAAUAAUAAUAAAGCUGCAGACCCAGAAUAUCAAGAAGAGGAAGAAGAAGAUGAUGACGAAGAAGAAGGAGAAGACCAACCACCAAAGACCACCACCAAUAAACAGUUGAAAGCGAAGAAAACAAAUCAAAAGAAACAGAGAGAACCCAGAUUUGCGUUCAUGACUAAGAGCGAGGUUGAUCAUUUGGAAGAUGGCUACAGAUGGAGGAAGUACGGUCAAAAAGCUGUCAAAAAUAGCCCAUUUCCCAGGAGUUACUAUCGUUGCACCAGUGCCUCAUGUAAUGUGAAGAAACGAGUUGAGAGAUCGUUUACAGACCCAAGUGUGGUGGUCACUACUUAUGAAGGCCAACACACACAUCCAAGCCCACUCAUUUCUCGUCCUACUCACCACCACCACACACUACAACAUUUUUACCAUUUUAUUACAUUUAACAAUAACACUUUAAAAAAAACGUUACCAUCUCUUAAAAAAAAUUAA
This is a messenger RNA of Cannabis sativa, 1234 nucleotides long. Its product is annotated as WRKY transcription factor 23-like. The coding region runs from base 251 to 1234 and encodes 327 amino acids. Lineage: Eukaryota; Viridiplantae; Streptophyta; Magnoliopsida; Rosales; Cannabaceae. The transcript is spliced from 3 exons. Gene Ontology annotation, biological process: regulation of DNA-templated transcription. The record is from RefSeq and is a predicted model, not a curated record. Gene Ontology annotation, molecular function: sequence-specific DNA binding; DNA-binding transcription factor activity.